Juglans microcarpa x Juglans regia is the source of this 1782-nucleotide messenger RNA. Its product is annotated as transcription factor bHLH112-like. Gene Ontology annotation, biological process: regulation of transcription by RNA polymerase II. Gene Ontology annotation, cellular component: nucleus. NCBI's taxonomy places the organism in Eukaryota, Viridiplantae, Streptophyta, Magnoliopsida, Fagales, Juglandaceae. The record is from RefSeq and is a predicted model, not a curated record. Bases 244 to 1647 code for a protein of 467 amino acids. The transcript has 7 exons. Gene Ontology annotation, molecular function: protein dimerization activity; RNA polymerase II cis-regulatory region sequence-specific DNA binding; DNA-binding transcription factor activity, RNA polymerase II-specific.
GUCCGUACUCUGUUCAUUAACCAUUUCAUAUAUAAAUCCUUCCCCCACCGAAAUAAUUUUGUGAUACUGCCUGAACUUAGAUAUAGAUAAAGACUAUAGAGAGAGAGAGAGAGAGAGAGAGCUAGCUCCAGACACAGAUAAGCAGCUGGAGCAUUAACAAGAGGGAGAUCCAGUACUAGCUACCGCAAUACCUUAACAUUUACAACCAGCUAGCUAGCUAGCUGGUUUCUCGAUCUUCUGGGCAUGGCAGAGGAAUUUCAGACGGGGGUUUGCGGGGCGAAUUGGUGGAUGAAUUCAUCCAGAAGCCUGUUCCCGGGAGGCUAUGUGUGGACGUCAGAUAUGUUACUGGAUUUGAAGGCCGGGAGGUCUCGUGAUCAGGAGACUCUUGAUUCGGUUUCUGCAGAUAGGACAUCCCUUGUUUUCCAAGAUCUGCAGAAGCCUCAGCAGGCUGAUUCUACCAGUGGCAGCAGUGCUACCAUCUUGAGUGAUUCUGCCUUGCAGAUGAUGGGUUUCGGCUUUUCAUCAUCGUCAACAACUUCGGAUUUGAACCAAGCUUUGCUUCGUGGUAGUGGAACAGCUGAGAACAAUUAUAAUUCCAUGUUACAAGAAAAACGCAUGAAUUCGAGGUUGAAUUACCAACAAGAAAAAGUGGUAGAUUCUUCUCAAAAUAAUUGGAUCCCCAAGAGCAAUGGAAGCGAAGUACUCACUGCUAAUUAUAAGUCUACCAUUCAAGACUUUCCUUCGGACAGUGGCUCCGACAAUAUUACAGCGACUUUCCAUGGAAUAUCGACAGGUUUUCCAGCGAGUUCAGCUUUUAAUUAUGGUUACCCUACAACAUUCGGACAAUGUUUAUUUGAUGAUCUUGAAUCUCAAACCCAGCAACCUCUAUUCAACAAUCGACCCAUCACGAACUUCAAUUACCCAUCGAAUGCUAAUUAUGGGGCAAACUCUAAUGAAAUAAUUUCUCCUUCUUGUCCUAAGCUCUCUACCCUUUAUCCAAAGGAACAGCCUUGUGACCUGCACUCCUCCAACAAAACACCCUUUUGGAAUGCCUCCACGGUCGCUCUAGCUGAAGGUAUUCGACCUGGCCUUUUUCCUUCAUCACAAUCACAAUAUCUAGCGCCAACAUUCGGAGAGAAACCCAAGUUGUUCAACCAGCUCACUGUAAAGCCCAACGUUGAAGAUCAUGUACUUCUAGACUCGGUCUCAGUACUGGCGAAGAAAAGUGGCAGUGAACCCGUAUUCAAAAGGCCUAGAAUUGAAACCCCAUCACCAUUACCAACUUUUAAGGUUCGGAAAGAGAAACUAGGGGACCGAAUAACUGCACUCCAGCAAUUGGUUUCACCUUUCGGAAAGACUGAUACAGCAUCCGUUCUCCAUGAAGCUAUAGAUUACAUCAAGCUCCUCCAUGAUCAAGUCGGUGUUUUGAGUACUCCAUAUAUGAAAAAUGGAACGCCACCAUUAAUUCAGCACCAAGAGGGCACUGAUAAACUGAAGGACAGUAGUAGUAGUCCUGAUCAAGACCAAAACCAAGAUUUAAGAAGCCGAGGACUCUGUUUGGUUCCGAUUUCAAGCACCUAUCCAGUUGCUAACGAGACAGCAGCUGAUUUCUGGACGCCAACAUUUGGAUCAGGAGCAUUCGGGUAGAUCAGAAGCUGAGAAUGAAGCCGAAGAUUUUCCAUAUACUAAUUAAGUAGUAGUAGAGUAUCAACAACAAGAGAAGCUAGAAAUGCUGAUAUCAGUUUUGGAAGAAGAAUAAAAAAUUGGAAAGCACAGAAGCUA